Pseudocercospora fijiensis CIRAD86 is the source of this 558-nucleotide messenger RNA. RefSeq lists its product as uncharacterized. The coding region runs from base 1 to 558 and encodes 185 amino acids. Gene Ontology annotation, molecular function: protein binding. NCBI's taxonomy places the organism in Eukaryota, Fungi, Ascomycota, Dothideomycetes, Mycosphaerellales, Mycosphaerellaceae. The record is from RefSeq and is a predicted model, not a curated record. The transcript is spliced from 3 exons.
AUGGCCGGCGCUGCUUCGAGAGACGUCCGGUACGCUGACAUGCUUGUUGUUUGUGGCAACUGCACAUGGGAGGUGCACAGCAAUUUCGUGUGCCCGCGCGCCGCGGUUUUCGAGAACGCUUUCGAACGUAGCAACCCGAAUAUGGUCGUCGACUUGACCGGCGAAAAGGAACAAGUCGUCGCCGCCGUCAUCGAGUAUAUCUAUGAUGGCCAUUAUGGCUCUGCAGAGCCAGCAUCGGAUGAUGAUAUCAGUCUGCACGCCGACGUCUUGCGAUUAGCCAAUCAACACCGUAUGGAGGACCUUCAUGCUCUUGACCGCCUCUACACCAACAUGCGCGAGGAAGAUAUCAUGCUACGCAUUGCAGCAACUGCAAUCGCCGUGACGCAUGCCCGUGAGCUUCUUGGUGAUCCUGCGCGAUACGCUCGCUUCAACAGGGUCGUGGCGAGGCAUGCCCCACUGGCCGCCACCCUCGCGCAGAGUCUCGCUCACGCUCUCAAUGAGUCUCAGAACGGUAGUAACUUCGCCUCGCAAGACACCCGCACACCAAGUCCACCAUAG